AUGAGCGAUCCUAAUGAGCGCAUUAAGGACGACCUUUUCUGCCUUUCUGGCCAAAUCAAUCAAACGCGCGCCGCAUCGACAAAUUGGCAACAGCCACAGCAGUCGAGCCACCACUCCAGCAUGUCAUCAUCGAAUCUGAAGCCAAGUCGCUCCCGUUUCAUGAUCAACGAUAUCUUGGCGGGCAGUGCGGCGGCAGCGAACGCCGCUAGUGUGGCUGCAGCGGCGGCUUUCUACAAGCAGCAGCAACAGCAACAGCACCACAAUAACAACAACAACAGUACCACCAACAACAAUAACAACAGCAGCACCACCAAUAAUAAUGCACCACCGCCACCACCAUCAAGCCACACCAGCGCACCACCACACAAGCUGAGCCACUUUGGCGGCACCGUAGGCGCCACACAAAUCGGUUCCAAUGGCCUCAAUGUGGCUCAAUAUGCAGCGGCCAUGCAACAACAUUACGCGAAUGCGGCACAUGCGGCAGCGGUGGCGCGAAACAGCGCAGCGGCAGCGGCGGCGGCAGCAGCAGCUGCAGCGGCUACGAAUGCACCACCACCAGAAUUGGACGACAGUAGCGAUUACCACGAGGACAAUGAGGAUUGUUGUGAUAGCGAUGAGGCGGGCAGCGGAGGACACAUGGACGAUAACAGCGUUUGUAGUAAUGGUGCCAAAGAUGACGAUGGCAAUAGCAUCAAGAGCGGCUCCACGAACGACAUGAGCGGUCUGAGCAAAAAGCAGCGCAAGGCCCGCACCGCCUUUACCGAUCACCAGUUGCAGACUUUGGAGAAGUCCUUCGAGCGCCAAAAAUACCUGAGCGUGCAGGAGCGACAGGAACUCGCCCACAAACUGGACUUGAGCGAUUGUCAGGUGAAAACCUGGUACCAGAAUCGCAGAACCAAAUGGAAACGCCAAACGGCAGUGGGUCUCGAACUGCUUGCCGAAGCGGGCAACUUUGCGGCCUUCCAGCGCCUGUACGGAGGAUCACCCUAUCUGGGUGCCUGGCCCUAUGCCGCCGCGUCGGGUGCGGGCGCCACACACGGCGCCCCUCCCCACUCCAGCAUCGACAUUUACUACAGGCAGGCAGCGGCGGCAGCGGCAAUGCAGAAACCACUGCCCUACAAUCUGUACGCGGGUGUGCCGAGUGUUGGACCACUUACCGGUCUACCCAGUACGGCGCCCUUCUCACAUCUCUCUGCCUCCAGUUCGCUCUCAUCGCUGAGCAGCUAUUAUCAGAGUGCUGCGGCGGCGGCAGCAGCGGCCAACGGUGGCAGUGCAGCAGCAGCAGCGGCGGCGGCGGCGGCGGCUGCAGCCUCGGGUGGUGUCAUCAAGCCGCUGGCCACACCCCCAUCACCCACAUUGCAACUGACGGCUGGUGUCGGCUCCCGUCCCGCCAGUCGACGCUCGACGCCGAGUCCGACGUUGAAUCCGGGAAGUCCGCCGGGCCGUUCGGUGGACAGCUCCCAGGCCCAGUCCGACGAUGAGGAUCAAAUACAGGUGUGA
Messenger RNA from Scaptodrosophila lebanonensis, 1500 nucleotides. RefSeq names its product homeobox protein B-H1-like. Lineage: Eukaryota; Metazoa; Arthropoda; Insecta; Diptera; Drosophilidae. Gene Ontology annotation, biological process: regulation of DNA-templated transcription. The record is from RefSeq and is a predicted model, not a curated record. The coding region runs from base 1 to 1500 and encodes 499 amino acids. The transcript has 5 exons. Gene Ontology annotation, molecular function: DNA binding; DNA-binding transcription factor activity, RNA polymerase II-specific.